Molecule: messenger RNA, 2112 nt
Organism: Dichomitus squalens LYAD-421 SS1
Lineage: Eukaryota; Fungi; Basidiomycota; Agaricomycetes; Polyporales; Polyporaceae
Exons: 4
Coding region: 756-1847 (363 amino acids)
Molecular function (GO): acyltransferase activity, transferring groups other than amino-acyl groups
Source: RefSeq, a predicted model, not a curated record
CUUGCCAUCUCAUACUUGGCAGCCUCCUCGUCCCGUUUUCCUCCCGCACCGCCAUCCGGCUUGCAUCGAGUCUGUCGUGCAUCCACCGUCUCUCUUUUCCAGCGGUGCAGGCCUCGGCAUUCUCUCCAGCGCGCGCAAGAUGCCGGACAUAUGCACUGAGCGAUCUUGUGGAGGUGCCACGGCGAAUCCAGCUGGCGAAAUUGACUGCUGUUAUGUAACCGCAUGGAGUCUAGCACACGUUUCCUGCCUUCGUCUUCCCCCUCGGUCGCUUUGCAAAAUCACGAAGCGGGCGAAGAUGAACGGAUUCCCGGCAGGGAUAGCCAUGACGAACUGACGCCUCCGUGCAGUCCGCGCUCGUGAAGGCGCGCGCUCUUCCUGAAAUUUAUUGGCGUCUGGGGACGGAGGGCGAGCGUUGGAAGAGCUUACUGAGCCGUCUGGUAUCCCGGUGCCGCGCCGGUGGUCAGAGGCCCGGGAGUGAGAUCACUGGGAUGUCCGAUACUCUAUGUCGUCCGUCACGCCAGCCGACGCAUGUCUGCUAAAUGGGUAGACGCCUCGGACCCCUACGUUCGGGACUCUAACCUCUUCUGCCACCCUACAGUCGUCGUCUAUCGGUGUCAAGAUGGCUGUCCACUUCCUGUCUGACAUACAUAUAAAGCGGCCCCCUACCUCAUCACCAGGCCACGCAAAGUGCAGCGGUUCCCCUCCCUACCCUCCCCCCUUUCCAGUUCGUCUCCCUUAUAUUAAGUGCUUCCAAUAUGCCUGGUCUCCACGCGCACAUUCUCAAUCAAUCCUUCGUCCUUCAGCACGGUAGUGCAGAUGACUUCCUCACUUUCACCUAUCCUACCCUACGUCGCCACGAAGCGUCAUCUAACAUCGUCCUGGCGCACGCGCUCAAGCGCGUCGGUGCCGAAUCCGCGCUAAGCCGAUAUGAAUUCAUGUCCGAUGAGGAUGUCGACGCCCUCUUCUCUUGCAUGGACCGCGAUCGCUUCGUUCCCCGCACUUCCACAGACGCCUUCUGGCUGACCCUGUGGAGCGUCUCUUCCCCGUCUGCUUCGCCGACCCUCGACCUUGUCCUCGCCUGCGUCAAUUGGUCCCUCGGAGACUACCCCAUCUUCCUUUGGACGCCUCAUCGUGCAUCCGCGGCAUCCGGGAGCUGGUCAAUCCCUCGCAUUCAGCAAAUAGCAAAGCACCUUCACAGCUGUGCCCCUCCGGAACGUGUCUACUCUGUCUUCGGCCUGACGUCCUUGGUCAAGACGUUCUCCCGCGUCUGGACACAAAUGACCGGCUUUGUCGUCGAGCAGGAACCGUUCUACGCCGCCCUCUUUUCGUACUGCACCGCCCACACCUUUCGGGAAGGUGACACUGCGCUGCCAGACGGCCACCAACUUCGCAAGGGCAAGAUGACAGACCUGGAAGCCAUCGCACAGCUCUGCAAGGAGUUCGCUGAUGAUUCCAUCUAUUUCCCCCUUUCCAUCGAGCGCGCCCGGAUCGAGGCCCGGGAGCUCAUCUCCAAGGGGCUCGUGUGGGUCUACGAUGCCCAUGGCGAUAUUACGACCAUCUGCGCGGUAACGCGGAACAGUCACCGCGUCUCCGCGAUCACGAAGGUGUACACCACCCCCAGAUGGCGACGGAGAGGUUGCGCCGAGUUCCUUGUGCGAGACGUGACAGCACAGCUGCUGUUCGACUUCGGCAAGGAGUCUGUCGUUCUUUACGUCGGACACGAAAACAGCGCCCAACGCGUCUACGACCGAGUGGGCUUCGCAGGCCUGUGUGGCAAACCCAAGCCUGAUGCCGUGGAGGACUCUCUUGAACUUGGUUUUGUCGGUGCUGACAGGGGACACUGGUGAAGUGCCCGCAGCUCUCAACUGUCUCUACUAGUGAUAGGUCCCCUAAUUUGCUCCACCUCACCUGACUGCCUAAUAUCUCAGACUAUCAUCUCCGUCUUUACUUAUUGCAUGUCUAGUUCACCGAACAAUCCAUUUGUAGCUCUAGUCAUUUAGCUCUAUUUAACUCCCACGACGUACUCUGUUCUGCACUCGGAUUGUCUUAGCCCACACUAUUUCCUCUGGUACACUUCUAAGUAAUCCUUAAUAAGAUGUUGACAUUUAUCAC